CCGUCUGUUAUAUCCACUGUGGGUGGCGGGCAAUUUGUAAUAUUUGGUUGUUAUUGUUACUUGUUGUUAUUGUAUUUUAUUGAUUUUUCAUAAAUUGUUCAUCCAGAUGCACAAUAAAAGAAACUUUAUUGUAACAAAUACAAGAGGAGAGUUAUUAUAAAUCUGGCCGCAUAUGACGGACUUGCGCAACUUGUAAGAUUCUAAAAAAACAAAUAUUAUUUGUCACACAUCUGCAGGAGCAAAUUUAUUUCUUAAAGCACGCUUAUCGCAAUGGCACUAAACGAGAGCAAAGUAGAGAAUAUGAGAGAAUACAUAGACACUAGCUACUCUUCUGGCGAUGGAAUGAAAUAUAAACAGUUUUACCAGGAGGAGAAUAAUAAUGAGAUAGAUGAAAUCACAAAGGACUUCUCAGAGAUGGGCUGUAUUGUGGACGCAGUGAAAAGACCUCCAAAUAUAUGUAUUGAGACUUGUGUUUACGAAGAACCUGAAUCUGUUAAUGAUAAUGAAAGAUCUCACAAUGAUGAUGAGGUACACUAUUCAGAUGAGUUUGAGGAGGAAGACCUGAGUGACAUAGAGUUAGAAAAGCCACAAAUCAAAGCUCUAAGCAGCAGUAACAGUAAGGCACAGAUUGAUAAGUCGUUGUCCAAAUCUACAGUCAAAUUGUCAAAGAGCCAGUCAUGUAUGUCACGGGUUAGUCAAAAACAGGGCUCUGUUAGUGGAAGGUCUACAGAUUAUGGGUCGGUGUCAGUGCCGUCCACUCGGCGCGUGAACAUGUCGUUCACCAACGAACGGUUGCGCGAGAUCGAGAGGCACAACCACAUCUUGCUGAACAAGAUUCUGUGCGCGCGCAACUCGCGCAAGUCCUCCAUACCGCCGCGCGACGAGCGCAAGAAGCCGCCGCCGCCCGCCGCCGUGCAGAGGCGGACUAUGCAGAGGAAGAUUGACCACGACAAUAUGAUCCUAUUGAAGAAGAUCCAGCGCGCCAAAUCGUCGGCAUACAGCCUCCGCCGUUGAUACAGAUGCCGCGUCCGGCGAGCGGGCGCAUGCUCCUAUUUGUUAAAUAAAUUUUAUAUUGCUAUUA
Messenger RNA from Bicyclus anynana (squinting bush brown), 1081 nucleotides. RefSeq lists its product as uncharacterized. Bases 271 to 1014 code for a protein of 247 amino acids. The transcript is spliced from 5 exons. The record is from RefSeq and is a predicted model, not a curated record. NCBI's taxonomy places the organism in Eukaryota, Metazoa, Arthropoda, Insecta, Lepidoptera, Nymphalidae. Gene Ontology annotation, biological process: spermatogenesis.